GAGGUGGAGGAGGUGGCGGUGGUGGAGGACGCGGUGCAGGCGGAGGAGAAAAAGGUGGAGAAAGGGGAGGAGGAGAGGAACGGAAACGGAAGAGGAAACGAUCGAGACGCUACGAUCAGAUCCUUCGUGGAAAACAUGACACAGCAAAGCGGCGCUGGGUCGCCCCAGCAAUUUUGCCUCAGGUGGAACAACUACCAGACGAAUCUGACCAACGUGUUCGAUCAGCUGCUACAGAGCGAGAGCUUCGUCGACGUGACGUUGGCCUGCGACGGACACAGCGUGAAAGCUCACAAGAUGGUGCUAUCCGCCUGCAGCCCGUACUUCCAGGCGCUUUUCUUCGACAAUCCUUGCCAACAUCCUAUCGUCAUCAUGAAGGACAUCAAAUGGCCGGAACUGAAGGCCGCCGUAGAGUUCAUGUACAAAGGAGAGAUAAACGUGUCGCAAGAGCAAAUCGGGCCGCUGUUGAAGGUCGCGGAGAGUCUCAAGAUCCGCGGCCUGGCCGACGUAAACAACGAGCAAGAGCUAACGUCGAGAUCGAGCUUGGAGGAAGCGGCGAACGCGGCAGCGAUGCACAGAAAGAAACGACGUCGAACGUCGGACGAGAGAUCGCCGCCGCCGGCCUGCAGCCCAGACCGGGUCGCCUCCGGAAGCAUCCCCGAUGAUCAAGAUCCGAGCCAAGGCGGCGGAGGCGUGAUCGUACCACCUGACAUUCACGGCAUGCUGCCCAGCAGCUCGACUCCGCGAUCCCUCGGAUCUCCCGGAACUCCCAACGUCUCUGUCACGCCGCAGAUCAACCUCCAGGAACUUCCGGUAUCGCUGCCCCUGCCGCCACCGCCACCGCCGCCCCCUCAGCCCGGCCAGCAGAGCUCGCACUCGAUAUCCGCUCACCACGUGCCUGGCCACGUGACUUCCGGUCCCCACGCCUCCGUCAACCACCUGACCGUACACGGCCAACAGCUCUCCGUUCAGCAGCAGCAACAGCAACAGCAACAACAGCAGCAGCAGCAGCAGCAACAGCAACACCAUCAGCAAGGCGCAGCCGGUCAACCGACUCCCGGGGACGAUCUCGAGAUAAAGCCUGGCAUCGCCGAGAUGAUUCGCGAGGAGGAAAGGGCCAAGUUGUUGGAGUCGUCCCACGCUUGGCUCGGAGCCUCCACGUCCAGUAUAGCAGACAGCUACCAGUAUCAGCUGCAAUCGAUGUGGCAGAAAUGCUGGAACACCAAUCAGAGCCUGGUGCACAAUCUGCGCUUUCGAGAACGCGGCCCGCUCAAGUCCUGGCGACCAGAAACCAUGGCGGAGGCGAUCUUCAGCGUACUGAAAGAAGGAUUGUCCUUGAGUCAAGCAGCAAGAAAAUACGACAUCCCAUACCCGACCUUCGUAUUGUACGCGAAUCGAGUACACAAUAUGCUGGGUCCGAGUGCUGAUGGAGGAGCCGAUCUUCGUCCGAAAGGCAGAGGCAGACCGCAAAGGAUUCUGUUGGGUGUUUGGCCCGACGAGCACAUUCGCGGUGUGAUUCGAGCCGUGGUGUUCCGCGAUGGACACUCGCCGCACAUGGUGAAGGAAGAGCCGACUUCGAUGUAUCCGAGUUUGGCAAAUUACGCGGCUUGCAACGGUCCCGAAGGCGCGGUCAGCCCCGGAGCGGCAGCCGCGGCCGCGGUUGCUGCGGUCGCUCAAGGACUGCGACAUCAAAUGUGCAGCAUGGUAGCGGCGGCGCACUCGCAGCAACACGAUAUGAUGGCGACAAAUCUGUCUACGAAUCUGUCGACGAGCCUCUCGUCGAAUCUACAAGCAGCGAUGCAAGCCAGUCAGCAUCACCACAACAGCAACAACAGCGGUACACCGGUUAUCGGGAGUAACAACGGUAGCGGCGGAGGCGGCGGGAAUAACGGAAACUCGCCGCUAAAUUUGGGCUUGGCCAGUCCAGGCUCCGGCGGCCCACCAGAGAGCCCGAUGGAGAGUCCUCUGGCGAGUCCUCUCGGCCCUCUGAUGGAUCCUGGACACAUACCUAGCAGCGUGGAAGUCGGGAUCGGCGUGAGUGGUAUGACGUACAAGCCGGCGCGAAGCUUCGUCAGCCCACGACCGGAGAAUCUCUUCCAGGAGGACAUCGCGGAUCUCGUAAAGAGUCCUCACGGACUCAAGGACAAAGACAAAAUUCCCGUUAAGCUGGAGCCGCUAACCGACUCGCGUUGCGAAUAGUAAGCGCGACAAGCUCGAAAUCGAACGAGCUGAUCGUUGCCCGUUGGAUCGGCAGAACAGCGUCUCACUUCCAUCGGGAUCCUAACAAAAGGCUUCUCGUCGACGCUUCUCGCAGAAGCGAAUCUGCGAGGAGGCGACGCUCGCUGUACGGAUUAUUCGAAAGUAUAACCGCGGUGAUCGAUUCGUCGGAGCGCGAUCGCGUAAUCGACACGGCGGCGGCGAAUCGAGCGCCGUGCUUCCAGCCUCGAACGGUCCGUAUUCCGACCAUUCGUCCUCGCGACGAUACCGCAGUAUACCAGAGCGAUCUCGCGCGAAGAUCGUUCGAGUUUUACAAUCAAAACGGGGAGGGAGGGGAGGGGAGGGGAGGGGAAAGGGAAAUGAUCGAGAGAGAAGGGCCAUGGGAAAAGCGACACCGAGUGGAGCAGCUACGAUCGAUGCUCGAUCCCCUGAUUCUCGAUCCUCGAUUCUCGAUCCUCGAUUCUCGAUCCUCGAUCCCCUGAUUCUCGAUCCUCGAUUCUCGAUCCUCGAUCCUCGAAUCUCAAGCCAAAUCCUUCCCAGCAGCCUCGAGCAUCGAUCGUGAUCGCUCGACCGAUUCCGACGCAGUCUCGAAGGCCGCCUAUUUUAAGAAAACGUUCCGUAGCUAACUUUGCUCGAUCGGAGCUCGUUACGAAGCAUCCGACUGCGCGCAAAAGCGAGGACGCGAGUGUGCUGCACGGACACGCGCUUACACUCGAGAUUUAUAUAUCUAUGCAUAUACGAUAACCGUACGUUUAAUAUGCCAAAUGUAUAGUAAUUGGGAAGCGAUCUCGUGACACGAGCCAGUAUUCGCGUGGAUCGACAUAUACAGCUCGUCGGGACUCGCCGAACGUUGGAAGCAACGUCCGUACAGACGGACUGAGAAAAUACCGUGGAUUUCUCGUAACGCGGUUCCACAUGUAGAUCGCAUCGAAACGCUGCAAAGCAAGACGAGACUGGUGGAAUUACAGCCGUUCGUAAAACGGACGAUCGAUUCGAGAAACGUUGCGCUUCCGAAAUGAAAAAAAAAAAGAAGAAAGGAGAUGAAAAAAAAGAAAAGGGAAAAAGAGAAGAACAAUGGCGAAUAAUCUUACGAAAGCGAAAGAGAUGUACAAAAUUCGCUUUGCGACUGUUCGUCGAUCGAGACAACGUCGACGUUCUAAAUCUCUACGGAACGAAAGAGAAACAAAAGUUGUUCGACUGGUGCGUACGCGUUAGCACGCAGAAGGGAGAACAAAACCGAUUGCUGUACUUUAUUAAGUGUAAUGAUUGCCUUCCUGCCAUAUUUGGGGUAUGCCAAGUAUAAAAAUUAUAAGGUUUAGAGAUUAGGGAACGAAAAAUUAAUGACGACACUACCGUGAAAUUCAUUGAAUUUGGAACAAGAGAAAAUGUGGAUAGACGCGCGAGCGCCGUGUGCCUGUGUUAACAUUGAAAGCGGACGAACGCGAGCAUUUGACUGAGCGAAUCGAACGUGUGAGCGUGAUACGUGCGAGUGAAUGUUUUUUUCGGAAAGAUCGUGCUAUUUUUCAAAAUUUUACAUGUUACGCGUACGACUUUUCGCGAGAACACCCUCGAUCCUCGACAAUCGAAGAACGACACGAGUCGAGUAGUCGUCGAAACGAACCGAUUCCUUUACGGAAUCGUUCGAAUUCUAGCCGGUCGAUCGCACGCUGUCAAGCCAAUUCAGCUCGGAAUUUCUUUCACAAAUGAUUCGCGUCUACUCCUCGAUCGUUCUAGCCACGAACCGCCGUUCAGAGAUUUCGUGCGACGUCUAAGUACGAGCGAGUUCGUAUCGAACCUAGUCAUCCUAGGAACAGAAAGAGGGGGAAGACAGAGAGAAAGUGAGAAAUGGACAGGAUGGGGAAGAAUGAGAGAGCGAAUGGAACGGAAGAGACAGAGAGAAAGAAAGGAGCGCGUGUGACAGAGAGAACGAAACUUUCUAAACAAGAAAAAAAGCAAAUUUUUUAAAGUUGGCACACUGGUUCUGGAGUGACUCUUUGUAAGUAUUAAAAAGUAAACAAAACAAAAAAAAAAAUUCGAAGUGGCCUUCUGUAAAAGGAAAAGACCAUCGCUUUUCGCUUUUGCUCGAAAAAAAAGAGAAUGGGGCGUAUAGGCUGUCCAUCGUGUUAUACGUUGUUUAGGCAACUUUUUGGAAAACGUUGUUCUCGCGCCACUCCCCUACGAAAGCUUUAAACGGUUCGUACGAAAGUUUCGGGAGGAAUCGAUUAGCAAGUUAAUUAUCGGCGAUUAGAAAAUUAAUUCGGGAAAACUCUAAAACGCGUUAUUCUUGAUACGACAGAUUUUUGGGUGAAAAUAUUCGAGCGCUCGGUCGACGAGAAAAAGUGCGAUCGGGCGCGUUUUAUUUUUCGUGAAAAUCGGAACGACGCGCGAGAGAGCGAUCGAUUCAGGGGAAAAAAAUGAAACGGAAAAAGAAAAGGAAAAGAGGAUCGCGAAUUUAAAAGAUUUUAUUACGAUUUAGGCUUAAUGUGUUCAACGAGAAGGUAAAUUUGAACGAAACCAGCGGCAGGGCGGAGCAAAAGGAAUUCGUGAGUCAAAGCGAGGAGAUGGGAUUGGAAGAAGAAAGGAAGAAAUAUAAUUCAAAGAGCCGCGAACGAAAUUGCGAGAAAGAAUUAGCCGAAAGACAGAGGGGUUAGGGAGAGAGUGUGCGAGAGAAAAGGAUGGGGCAUGUGAACAGGCGAGAAUGUGGAAAAGAUUAAAAUUAAUAUUGUAUAAAAAAAAAAGUAGCAAGUGCCUUCCAAACAAAAAAAAUUUAACGUGUCCCGUAGACCGUGACCACUUGUACGUGAUGAAAAGUCAUUCGAAAUUUCGCAUCACCAAAUGAAUCAUUUGCGACAGAAGUGGAAAAGAAAUGCAAAAGAGAAAAAAAAAGACGGAACAAAGAAAACCGGAAAACAAAGUACAGAUGAUAAAGAUACAAGGAAUUAUUUGUGGGGACGUUGCGUAAAAUAAACAUUUCUUCUUAGUACGUACAUAUUCUCUUCGUCUCGUCUCGAAGUCUUGGCGACGCUGCGCGAUUUCUGCGAAGAUUAAACAGCACGGUUAUAGUCGAGGAUAGAAUCAAAGGAGGAACUCGAAUAUUUUGCGAAAAUUUUUCAUUUUACUUUUAAACUGUACGAUCGAUCCGAUCUCGGCCGAUCCGUAUCGAUGCCGACCGAUGAAAUUGAUUCGGAUCGAAUCGGAUCGGUUCGGAUCGGGUCGGGUCGGAUCGGAUCGGAUCGGAAAUUUUUCAUGUCGAUUACGCAAUGUGUCUACGAAUCUUUUGUGUGCGUGUAGAGCGAAUGUACAGAAUCUACAAGCAAACCCGACAAAAUUUCUGUUUUGGAUCAACCCACCACCGGUAAUACCCUGAAUGGCAUAUUCUCGUAAACGUUUCUUUUCGAUUCGCUUGUACGAAAGAACGGAAAUGGAUGGUUAAACGGAGAGUGGGGAGCGGGGGGAUGGGGGGAGGGGAGAGCGUGUAACUGAAUUAUCAGAGGGAACGGAUAUUUCGAGAAUCUUUCGUUUACGCAUUUUGAUAUAUCUGUGAACAGAUGAAGAAAAACAAAGAUACUUAUAUUACAUACAUAAGGUAUAAGUGAAGAAAAAAAAUGCAUCUAAUACGCUAUUAUUGAUAUAGGACACAAAGUAAAGUAAAUAUAUAUGAGACAAAAAAAAAUAUAUAUA
This is a messenger RNA of Bombus pyrosoma, 5895 nucleotides long. RefSeq names its product protein bric-a-brac 1-like. NCBI's taxonomy places the organism in Eukaryota, Metazoa, Arthropoda, Insecta, Hymenoptera, Apidae. The record is from RefSeq and is a predicted model, not a curated record. Gene Ontology annotation, biological process: regulation of transcription by RNA polymerase II. Gene Ontology annotation, molecular function: protein binding; DNA binding. Gene Ontology annotation, cellular component: nucleus.